Emiliania huxleyi CCMP1516 is the source of this 10134-nucleotide messenger RNA. RefSeq lists its product as hypothetical. The record is from RefSeq and is a predicted model, not a curated record. Gene Ontology annotation, molecular function: protein binding. Bases 1 to 10134 code for a protein of 3377 amino acids. NCBI's taxonomy places the organism in Eukaryota, Haptophyta, Isochrysidales, Noelaerhabdaceae. The transcript is spliced from 27 exons.
AUGGACGCCGGGCCAGCGCAGAACGUGCAGGCCAGCGACGACGUAUCAAAAGUUGCGGCGGCCACAUCGCCGCGCAGCGCCAGCGCACGACGCUGCUGCGCUCCCGACGGCCAAGAGAAUGGUCAGGAGCCAAACUCGACGGGCUUCGUCAGCGAUGCACGGCUGGCCUCGCUCAGCGGCAGCGGUACGCGCGAUGUCCCUCUCUCGGACCACUUACGCUUACGCUCGGACCGCUCGUCGGAUCAAGACAACGCCGGCGGGCAUGCUUCGCCGAGCACUGACCCCCCGCCGCCGCUCGCGUCCCGCGGGGCGCUGAGCGCCGUCAGCCGUGCGCCAGGAGGCGGGCGUGGCGGCGGCGGCGCCUUCCAGUCGCCGCCAGAGUCGGUCAAGCCCUCCGAGUCGCUCAUCGCGCCGAUGGCACAGGUGAACGCAGCGCCGGCGCCUCCACCGCUGCAACUCCCGUCCCCCUACCUCUCGCAGCAGCAGCAGCAGGGACGUUGCUCGUGGGCACGCGCCGCUCGCCGCUCGCCCCCCCGCUCCUCCGCUCCGGCCACGGAUUCAAAACCGGUGCAGUGCCCUCUGUGCUACCAAUACUUCCACCCCGACGUGAUCCGUGGCCAUGCCGCCACCUGCGGAGACCCCCCGUCGCCGCCUACCAACUCGCCCAUCCCGACCGAGCCGCGACGCAUCGCCGACGCGCCGCCGCCGCGUCACGCCGAGAAGCAGCCCGACCAGCUCUUUCACAAAUGGGUCGACAUGCUCGAGAUCAAGCCGACGAGCGCCGGCGAUCCACUCUGGCUGGCCGACAAGUGCAUCGAAACCUUGCAGCGCGCCGUCGUCACCGUCCACAAGCCGGACGACAAGCGCAACUUUCGUGUGCGGGUGCCGUGGAUCCGCGAGAAGCUCGGCCUCCCGCCGCCGCACCAGCCGUACUUUCUCGCCAUCAAAGCAGCGAGCGAGAAGGCGGGCCUCGCCUCCACCACCGUCGGGCUGCUGGUUCAAUGCGACCGGCUCGAGGAGGCGCUGCGCCUCUGCGACGAGAUUUGGCGCGACGGCCUGCAGCUGCCCUCCGAUGGCACGACCCUGCCCAAGCAAGUGAUUUGCACAGCGCUCUCCCUCCCGCGGCGGGGCCUGCUCGAUACGCUUACCGAGGCGCACAAGCGGAUGUUUGAGGACGAGGCGACGGAGCCCGGGGCGGCGCCAUUCCAGGUGGCGCUCCCCGAGAAGGUGGCGCAGAUCGCAAACGUGCUCGGCACCGACUCGCUGCCCGUCGGGGGGAGCCUCGUCGACACGCUACACGCCGCCAACGAGAUGGUGGGCCUGCAGGGCGAGGGAGGGCUGGUCGAGCAGGCCGACCGGCUGCUGGAGAUGAUGCUGCGUCCGUUGACACAGCAGGCGGCGUCGCCCUCCCGCUCGCCGCUCACCAAGGCCGGCAAAAGUGCCGGCAAGACCAGCGUCAAGACCAGCGUCAAGAGCGGCGAGCCGUCGCGGCUGUUCAAGGCGGACCGUGGGCGGCUCGUGCUCGAGCGGACUGACCAGCUCUCCGCCAAGGCCGUGGCAGCGGCGAGCGGCGAGAGUGCAGGGCCACCUUCGCCCUCGUCGCUCUCGGCCAGUGCGCGGGCGUCCUCGUUGCCGGCGGGCAAGACCAAGGACAAGCCCGCUCAGGUGCAGCGGUCGCUGAGCGCUGCGGCCGAGAAGAGCCUCUCUGCGUUCGCCGGGCCGACGCCGCCCAAGGCCGCCCCCGUCAGCGCCCCUCUCCUGUCGGAGGCAGAGAUGAAGCCUCGGGUGGCCCGCUGCGAGGAGUCCCUCGGCAUCGAGCCCGCGGAUACGGCCACCCUCGCGCAGCGGAUCGGCAAGCUGGAGCGCAGCCUCGGCCUGGCGAGCAGUGCGAGCGACGGCACCCUCGAGGAGCGGCUCGUCGCCAUCGAGAGGGUGGGUCUGCCGCUCAGCCGCAUCGCCAACUCGGCCGCCUUCUCGCCGUCCGAGGGCAGCGAGAUCAAGAAGCAGCUCGUGGCGUUCGAGGCGAUGCUGCACGACGGCGCGCUGCGGCUGCGGCCAGGCCCCGAGGCGGAGCCGAGGGGCGUUCUGCGGCUGCUGACGGCCGCCUCAAAGGCCACCGCAAAGGCGGCCAAGGCAAAGCCGCCCCACGACAGCAAGCCUGCUCAAGACGAUGCGGCGCUGAGGCAGGCGCGCCGGAUGAACGACGCCAACGCGCGCCACGCGGCGGGCCUGCUGCUCGCGAGGAAGAUGGGGCGGGGCCACCUGUCAGAGCUGGGCGCACUCUCGAAGGGCGUGGGCGAGGCCGCCAUCGCCUCCCACUACGAGGACCUGCCCUUCCGGGCGAUGGAGCUGCUGUUUGAGCAGGCCGCGGUGAGCCCGAACGCGUGCCUGCGCGGGCUGCCCGAGGACGUGCUCCGCCUCUGUGAGCCGCACGUCGAGCGCGUCGGAGGCCUCUCCCACUCCGAUGCUCUGAUCGGGCUCGGCGUCUGCGUGCGGGCCGGCCGCGUCGACCUCCUCAACGCCCUCUUGGCGAUGCCCCUCACGGCGGGAUCGCACCAGGCACGCUCUGAGCUGGUCCGGCGAUGCGAACGCGACCUCGGUGUCGCGGCAGAGGCGACCCCCACCGAAGACGGCAGCGACGCUUUCCUCCUGACCUUCACUGGUACGACCGAGCCGCACAAGACGGCCGGCGCGCUGCGCGAGAUCUACGGGAGCGUGAGUGCGCCAGUGCGGUGCGAGGUGGAGGAGGAGAAGCGCCUCACGACGAUGACGUUGUCGAGCAAGGAGGUGGAGCGUGAGAGGGGGCAGGAGAAGGAGGUGGUGGCGCACGCGGAGAAGAAGAUCGAACAAGCCCGAGACUAUCAGACCGAAUGCGAGACAUACCUGAAAUUUCUCGCCUCACCGGAGCAUCAGCAGAACUACAAGAAGGCGUCGCUCCGCUGCGCGCGCGAGGCGCAUCUGCAAGCGGGCUGGGCACGGCUCCUCUUUGGCAUCCGCCUCAGCGAGGCCACGCCGGAGGCUGGCACGCUCGUCGUCAAGUCAAAGCCGGCGCCAACCAAGCCGCCGACCAAGCCGUCGACCAUGCCGCCGAUCACGGAGGCAUCCCCGGCGACUCCCAAGCCCUGCGUGGACACGAAGACGCGGGCAGAGGACCCCAAGGUUGCGGAGGAGACACGGCAGUCGAUGCUCAAGGACCUUUCUAGCAGGCUGAGGGACUUGAAGGGGGCGUUCGGCGUGAGCAUCUCUUUUCCGGCGAAGCGCUGGGUCUGUGCUGACGGGCGCGCUGGAGACAUCGAGCCGUUCAAGUGCGAUUCCGACCCGGCGCCGCGCGCAAGCUCGUCCACGCGCGACUUCACGCAGGAGCAGGCGGAGAAGGCCAUCCUCUUGGAGCACGAGGAGGACGCACUCGAGCCCACGAUCGAACCUGAGGAGCUCGCGGAGGUCAUCCGCAAGACACCCGAGUACAUCAAGCAGAAGGAGCUAGAGAUCGCCAACUUCAAGCACAAGGCCAAGGAGCGCGAGCAGAAGUGGGAGCAUCGCCUCGUCGCUGCACGCGCGGCGGUCACGCAGGCGGAGACAGAGGAGGCCGCCGCCGAGGUGGACCUCGCCGCCAAGGAGGGCAAGCUGAAGCAGUUGAAAUACUGCCAUCGAGUGCAGCUCCGGCUGCCGCGCCAGACGGUGGCAAGCCUCGUCGGGGAGAGCCGGACGCUGAGCGCCUGCCUGCUCAAGUUCGACAACGCGUCGAUCGGCUGCCGGCUCGCCCUCGCGCCGUCGGGCCACGGGCUCGUCGUGAGCGAUGUCGCGGAGGGCUGUGCCGCCGACGCCGCAGGUCUUCUCUCAGACGACGUGAUCCUCAGCGCCAGCGUGAUCGCACGCGGGGACGAGACGCUCAAGGAGCCGCUCCUCGUCAAGGACGCGUCGGCCAUCGCCUGCGCGCUCUCGCCCGCCGACGCAUCGCUGCGCCUCUUCCUGGGCAGCGAGGAGCUCCGCUUCGAGGAGCACCGGAUGAUGGCCGAGGACGACUUUGUGCGGUGCUACCGAACCUACUGCUGCGACAACGACCUCGUGCCGCUCGGCUCGGAUGCCGCGAGCGGCUUCGACGUCUUUGCCGACCAGGCGCUGCAUGACCCGAAGAAGCCGCUUGCUGGGCUGGCCAGCGACGAUCUCGACCAGCAGCUCCGCAGCCUGUGGGCAGGAGCUCGCCCGGAAACGCGCAAGAAGUGCGACGACUUCGCGCACAAGGCCCGCCGCAGCACCGGCCCCCUCACUGUCGCUGCCUUCUGCGCCUUCCGGGACAAGCAGCUGGCGCGGGUCCGACGCGAGUGGUCCGCGUGGCCGCAAGAGAGGGUGGACAAGAAGCUGCUCGAGCUGUCGGGCGUCAGCGUCCCCGCCGAGCGGCGGCAGAAGCUUCUGCGCCUCGCCACCGACCAGGCGCGCAAGCUGUCCAAGCCGCACUGCUCGGAGGCGCUCUCCGACUUCAAGCUGCAGGCAGUCUCCCACCGCCUGACCGACGAGGCUGGCGUCGUGACCGCACUCGCCGCUCUCGAGUCCUCGCUGACCAAGCUCCUCGGCGCCGGCGGGGUUGUCGAGCAGAUGGCCACCUUCCUCGAGAGCGACCUGGCGAGCGACGCGGACGAGUGGGCGUCGCUCCGCGACUGGGUUCUGGAGAUGCGCCGCACUCACCUCGAGCUGGUCCGCGCCAAGCGGUACGACGAGGCGACCGCGCUGCUCGACUCGGCCAAGGAGAACGUCGAGGGGCGGCGCGAGGCGCUGCUGGCCAGAAUGAACGAGAAGAAUGAGGAGGCGAUGGCGGAUGCUGCCCAGUAUCGCGCGCGCCCCGUCGAGGACGAGAACACGUUGGAGAUGGACCACGCGGCGGCCGCCGAGGUCAAAGCGAAGGAGGUGCGCGCCGCGUUGAACAAGAGCUUGCUCGGAAAGGAGAAGGCGUUCCGGGUGGCGAAGCAUCGCGCUGUGGCGGAGCAUGACGGCCUGACGGCUGCAGCGGCGAUGGCUACCCUGAACGGAUCGCUCGUGGAGAAGGAGUACUUGGAGGCAAAGGAGGCGUCCGAAAACGCCGAUGCCGACGCCAGCCGCGCCAACUCGCUUUUGCGCAACCUCGAGCGAGAGGCGCGCGAGCGGGCGGCGAAAGCCAAGCGAGAGUACGAGGCGUCGGCGGCCUUGAGGGCGGCGGCUCAGGCGCACAGCCAAAAGGCGUCGAGGUUGCUCCAGGCAGCCGAGCACCAGCUCGAGUCGCUCGCCGAGCAGGCCGACGCCCACGCGGCAGUGCGGGCCAUGCUGAGGAGCGCAAAGACGACCCGCUUCGUCCGCGGGUGCAGCACCGGCGGCGCCCGCCCGAGCGGCAUGCCCGCCAUCGCCGAGGCCGAGGAUGAGAGAGAGGCGGUGGAGGCGCCGCACCAGCAGCAGGUCAUCACGCUGCAGCUGCAGGUCGAGCGCAAGAGUGCCAUCCGGCUCGCCGUCGAGCGGCGCAGCGUGCCAGCGCUGCAGGCGCUACUCUCUGCCGCGGCCGCAGGCGCCAAGGCCAGCUGGCAUGAGGCGCCAGACGUGCGCCGCGCGCUCGCGGACGCGUGGCGCGGCGCGCUCGCUUGCCCGCCGGUCGACAACAGCGUCGUGCUCGGCCCUCGGUCUGCGGCGCAGGCCGACGCCCUCGGCGGGUGGCGGGCGCCUCUCGAGUGCUUGUGGCAGGCGCUGCCCGCCGGCGCACUCACGCGGUGGUCUCUCGGCGCUGCCACCGAGGGCGAGGUCGAGGCGUGCCUCGCGUCGGAGUCGCGCACGACCAACGGCGUGCUGGCCGGUGUGCUCCGCUCCGACGACGGCUCGUUGCAUUCGCUGCUGGAGUUGCUCCUGAGCCAGCGCGCCGCCGACCCAAAGGCGGGGCCGCACGCCCUCGACCGGCUGAGGAAGAGGCUCGGCGAGUGCGGCAUCGACGAGGAGAGCAAGCCCGGCACGCCGCUUGCGCCAGGAGCGGCCCUGUCGGUGCUCGCUGGCGCGCCAGCGGACCAGGAGCUCUGCUCGCUGCUCGAGGGCAUCGCCGCCCUGCUGCCCUUUGAGGUUGGAGGGGCGCCACCGCUGCUUGAAGCGCUGCAGGAGGCGGCUGCGGGCGACGUGCGCCCUCGCGCCCUGCUCGUGGCGCACUUGUGCGAGGAGGCUGCCGACCUGAGCGGCUGGUCGCCCCUGCACAUCGCGGCGUGCAUGGACGACGUCGAGGCGACCGAGGCCCUCCUGCAGGCGGGCUUCUCGGCGCUGGCUGAGGCGCCGCUCACGGGCGCGACGCCGCUCUCGUGCGCCGCUGUCUGCGGCAGCCAGCGCGCGCUCACCUCGCUCUGCGCGUUCCAGCUCCCAGCUAUCGAGGCGGAGUCCAUCAAGACGGAUGCAGAGAAGAGGGCGGCGCUGACGCGGCUGCUGCCCGCGGUGGCGGAGCAGUGCGACGAGUCCUCGGUCACUCUGCUCGGGCCGAUGCUCACCUUGCUCGUGCGCCACGGCGCCAACCCCGCCGCGCAGAGCGAGCCGUUCGAGCUGAGCGCUGGCAGCCCCGCCCGCUCCCUCUCCCCCUUCGAGGUGCUGCUGCGGCAGUGCCUCCCGUGGCUCGCGUGGGCGCACCUGGGGCUCGAGAGCAGCAGCGGGCAGGCAGAGGCGGCGGCGUGGCAAGCCGCGGCGCAGAGCCUCGCCGUCGGCACGGCAUUCGCGCGGCCCUCUGAGGGUGAGCCGCCCUCCGCCGCCGCGGUGGGGGCGCAGGCUGUCGGCCGGCUCCUCCUUGCGUACGUGCCGUUUGGCAUCUGGCCGGCGAAGGCGCAGGAGGAGCUGAGGACGGCGCUCGUCACCAGGCAGGAUGGGCGGUGGGCUGACGCGCCACUGCACGCCUUCGCCAUGGCGCCGCACGCGGCUCUGCUUCCCGUCGCGCUGCUCCAAGGCGACGCCGACCCCAACCUGAGGUGGCCGGACACAGGCCGUUGGUGCGGCCAGUCGGCGACGCACCUCGCCGCCGCGGGCGGGCUGUACGUCUGGGGGCGCGACAGGGACCGACCGACGGUGCGCAGUGGCGGCGAGAGUGGCGCCGACCUGCUCAGGCUGCUGCUCGACCCGCUGCUCGGGAGGGCCAACCCGCUGCAGCGCGACGCGCGCAGCAACCUGCCGCUGCACCUCUGCUGCGCCAUCGACGACCGCGCGGUGGCAGGCCUCCUCGCGGCGCAGCCGGAGAUGGGCGCCCACAGCUUCGAGGGCUACGGGACGCAGAACCGACGGCACGUGACGCCGCUCGCGCUCUGUGACGCAAGCGGCGGCGUGGCGGCGCUCGUGGCCAAGCUGCGCGAGGAGGCCGCGCGGCUGGCGCAAGCGGCGGAGGAGCGGCUGCGCGCCGCGGGCGGCACGCUGCCGUCGAUCGACUCGAUCCUCCGCCCCGAGGCGAGCGUGGCCGAGCUGCUCAGCCUCCGCGGCGCCGCCACCGGCGCCACGUCCAAGGCCGCCAAGUCCAAGCGUGCCGCUUCACCCCGCGCGCCGCCGACGCACAAGCCAGAGAACGGCGAGGCGGAGGCAGAGGCGGAGGCGGAGCCUUCACCGGCGAGCCUCGUGGUGAGUGGCGAGGAGCGCAGCCGGAAGCUCGUGAAGCGUCUCUGCUUCGGCGCCCAGCCGAUCCGCGUCGUCCUCACGCGGCACGUCUGGCUGCAGCUGACGAUGAUGGACGUCGCCCGGCGGCGCAAGGCGCUGGCGCUCUUCCACACGCUCGCCUCUGGCGCGGGCGAGGCGACGUCGAGCCCUUGCCCCGGCUCGGAGGCGGUGCCGCUGCGCGUCAGCGCGAGCCUGGGCAAGGGCGGCGAGGCGGUCUUCGCCGUCGUGUGGGAGCGGAGCAGCGAGGGGCGCCCCUUCUUCGAGGCUGCGCGCGGCGCCGAGGCGAUCCGCGUGUGGUCGAUCGAGACCUCCGACGUGUCGCUGCACGAGGUGGCGCUGUACGUCGAGGAGGCGUGGGCCUACGGCGAGAGGGGGCGGCGCGACACCGAGGGCCGCUUCCCGAUGGGCACCACCAACGAGCUCUCGCACCCGAGCGACAAGUGGCACCCGGUCCACGCCGAGGACGGCGGCGAGCUGGCGGUACCCUACGUCAUCAAGUGGUACGCCGUGAGCGACACGCUGCCCAAGCUCCUCCUCCUCAACCCGGACGUGCAGGACGUCCAGCUGCCGCUCCUCCUCGACGCGCACGAGGAGGCGCUCGUGCCGCCGCCGCAGCCGACCUGCUCCACGCUCCUCGUCGGCCGCUCCGGAACGGGCAAGACGUCCCUCUGCAACGAGCUCCUCUACCGCACCCACGCGGCCAACGAGCGGCGCCGCGUCGCAGAGCAGCGCGUGGCUGAGGGGGCGCCGGCCCGUCUGGAGGCCGAUGGCGAGGGCGCGCCGCCGCACGCCAACGUGCUCUUCCUCUGCAAGAGCCGCACUCCCGAGCUGGACGCGCCCCUCUUCCUCUCCUCGUCCGAGUGGCUGGUGCUGCUCGACCGCUGCCUGCCGCCCGACCAGCGCUGGUUCAAGUCCGACCAGGAGGAGGCGCGCUUCCUCUCUGCGACGGACGGCGGCGGCGACAGCCUCGCGCCGCUCCUCGCGCCGGCGGAGCCCUCGUCUCGCUGCCCCAAGCCACACCGUUGCUACCUCUCGCGCGAUGAGUACCUCGCGCUCGCGAGCAAGCAGUCGCCGCUCGAGCCCGCGAUGCGGCCCGCCGCGUACGACGCCUUCGAGGAGUACCUCAAGAAGAAGAAGAAGAAUGGCCUGUACGACGUGUGCGACCUGGUCUUCCACCUCAAGACGCAGCCGCGGCGCCACUCGCCGCUCCACAAGGUCGUCAUCGACGAGGUGCAGGACCUGACCAUGGCGGAGCUGGCGCUGCUGCACGACACGUCCGCCGAUGAGGACGGCUUCUUCAUCUGCGGCGACACGGCGCAGACCAUCACGCGCGGCGUCGGCUUCCGCUUCACCGACGUCAAGCUCCUCUUCGGCGGCAGGCCGAAGCUGGCCCAGCUCAAGACCAACUUCCGGACGCACGCGGGCAUCCUCGGCGCGGCCAACGCGCUCGUCGGCCUCGUCACGCGCCUCUUCCCAAACUCGCUCGACCGGCUCGAAGAGGAGGAGGUCGGCCACUUUGGCGGCCCGCCGCCAGCCCUGCUGCCCGACACGGACCCCGCGCGGGUGGCGGAGAUGAUGCUCGCCGCGGACGACAUCGGGCUCGGCGAGAUGGGCGCGAACCAGGUCGUGAUUGUGCGCAGCGCCUCGGCCAAGAAGAAGCUGCCGCCGCUGCUGCGCUCGGGGCUCGUCCUGACUGUCGAGGAGAGCAAGGGCCUCGAGUUUGACGACGUCUGCAUCUUCGACUUCUUCGCCGACUCCGACAAGGCUUGCACCUGGCCGGUGGUCGGCGCCAUCGACGGCGAGGUGGCGCAGGGCGCGACCGCUCCGCACGCCUUCGACUCGCUGCGCGACCAGGUGCUGUGCGUGGAGCUCAAGAUGCUCUACGUCGCCAUGACGCGGGCGCGCAAGCGCUGCUUCGUCUACGACUCGUCGACCGAGCGGCGCGCGCCCCUCUUUGGCUACCUCAGCCGCGCGGGCGUCGCCGAGAGCGGGCUCGAGAGCCUCCUCUCCGCGUACCUCAAGGGCGCCGACCGCGCCAACGCGCUCGUGAUGGGCGGAAAGCGCCUCUACUUCGAGGCCAAGGAGGCGAAGGACGCGGCGGCGACGGGCCGACUCCUCCACCUCGCCGCCGUCGCGCUGCUGCAGGGCGCGGCUGCGCAGCCGGAGGGCGCCGCCGCCGACAGGCUGCGCAGCUCGGCGGCGCAGGUGUGGUGUGAGGCGGCGGUGACGACUGCGCCGACGCCGCGCUCCGCGGCAAAGUCCUUCUACACCAAGGCGGCGGAGCUGCUGCGCGACGGCUUUGGCCGCGGCCGCUCUGCGUCGCGGCUGGUCGAUGCGCUCAGCUGCUUCGUGAGCGCCGCCGCGCAGGCGGCGCUUGCACCGCUGCCGUCGAGACGCGUGCUUCCUUCAAUGCACGCUCCCUUCAAUGACGUGGCCUUGGCGGCCGGGCAAGAGGCGGCGGUGGACGAGGCGGUCAAGAUCGUGGCGGCGAGCCUCCGCUGGGGUGCUUAA